AUGUGCUAUAAAACGGUAGAUUUGGGAGCAAAAGAUGUUGCUCAUGCGUUCAAAUCUGGGCCCAUCAAUACAAUGGACCAACUUUUGGACUUGGAAACGCUCAAGAAGCUGACACCUGAGCAACAACAACAAGUGAUUGCUGGAGUGAAACAGCAGGCCGCUAUUGCUAAUGCACAAAAUCUCAUCACGGAUCUCUCAGAGAAGUGUACACAAAAAUGCAUCUCACAUCCGGGUACUUCGCUUUCAAAUUCCGAUAAGCAAUGUCUGCAACGAUGUAUGGAUCGUUUUAUGGACUCUUGGAACUUGGUAUCUCAGACGCUGCAAAAGCGUCUACAAGAGGAACUGGCUUCAUCUGGCGCAUUCCAGUCCGGUCCAACUUUUUCUUAAACUGCCUUUUGUUGUUUUUUUUUUGUUAGUAUUUUAUAGUUUAGUUGUUAUUUUCGAGAACAUUUU
Cylicocyclus nassatus is the source of this 453-nucleotide messenger RNA. The record is from the annotation of a GenBank genome assembly. Lineage: Eukaryota; Metazoa; Nematoda; Chromadorea; Rhabditida; Strongylidae.